AUGGCAGAUGAAGAACCUGGCGAGCAUGGCGAAGGUGAAGAAGAAGAAGAACAAGAAAAAGUUGAAGAGCCCAUAGCAGAGGAAGAAGAGACAGUCGAAGAAGAAUCUGUGUUAACGGAAUAUGACCCAGAUGAAUUUUUAUCUGGUGCCGUAACUAGCUUGGAUGCUACGAUUCCUGAUGAUCUAUUUGAAUUUGAACAUUCCUAUGGAUAUAACUGCCACAAAUAUUUCAAUCUGUGUGCAUGUGACGACAGUGUCGUUUGCUGGUCCUCAGGAAGCAUUAUAACUUUUAUGGACGUGAACACUAAACAGACAUGGUUUCGUAGAAGUACCACUGGCGGAUCAGUCGGCAAUAUCACAUCAUACAGAAGAGAUCCGAACUAUAGAAUAGCAAUAGCAGAAGGGAGAGAAGGUCACAGAGAUCCAAUAAUAUUGCUGUACACUUGGCCACAAAUGGAUAUAGAUGCGGUCCUGCGCGAUGGAACUUCCAAUGCCUAUUCAAUUCUCGACUUUAGCCCUGAUGGAGAGCUACUCGCAUCUGUAGGAAAGGAACCGGAUUAUAACUUAACUAUAUGGAACUGGAAAAAGCAUAGGAUCCUUCUACGUACAAGUGCCUUUACAUUUGACGUUAAUACGGUUAUGUUUUCACCGUAUUGUCCUGGUCAGCUUACAACUGCGGGAGCUGCACAUAUAAAAUUUUGGAAAAUGGCUCAUACGUUUACGGGUCUUAAAUUGAAAGGAGAACUCGGAAGAUUCGGUAAAACGGAAAUUUGUGAUGUUUUGGGUGUUUACCCAAUGCCUGAUGAAAAGGUAUUAUCUGGAUGUGAAUGGGGUAACGUUUUAGUUUGGGAAGCUGGUCUAGUAAAAUUGGAAGUUACACAGCGGGGACGAAAAACUUGCCAUAAAGCUCCAGUGAUUCAAUUCAUGCUGAGUCCAGCUGGUGAUGAAGUAACAACAAUAGCUCGAGACGGCUGUGUGCGAGCCUGGUAUUGGGAUACUGUGGAACAAGCCGACCCGCCAGAAGAUGAUCCCUACGUUGAACUCAAUCCUGUCGCUGAAACCUGUGUACCAGGCUGCCAAAUUAUGUGUUUAAAACAUCAGAAAGAUAUGUUUUGGUACGCACAAGAUGGCAAUGGAGGGCUCUGGACCGUGGAAUUGGAAAUAGACAAAAUAGAAUGCAACCACCGGAAAGUGUUGACAUGUCACGCUGGUGCCAUAGUCGCUAUGGCUGCUCUGCGCUCACAUCCGAUCUUGGUCACGGCAGGACAAGAUGGCGCCCUACAAGCGUACAAUACUGAGACUCAUUUACUCCUUGCUAGAUACCAGUUUCAGGCCGGUGUUACGUGCAUGCUGUAUCCACCGGUUGAUGUGGAUGAAACAUCUUGCAUUAUUAUGGUCGGUUUUGCGGAUGGUAUAAUGCGUACGCUAUUUAUUCAUCCCGAUCGUCUACUGGCUCAGACGACGAUGGUCGAAGUUAGAGUACAUUCUGCGCUCACCAUUCACAGCGAAGACUCCAUUCAUGCGGAUGUACUUGACUUAAUAUGCCUGCUCAAGCCUCACUCUAAAUCCCUUACACAAAUAACAAUAAAUGAACAACGUACGUUACUAGUCACUUGUGGUGAGGAUAGUACUAUAUUCAUGUAUAGACUAGUGAUCGAUACUCCCUUCAGACUGCAUAGAUUAGGAUUUAUUGAAACUCCAAACAAUAUUGCAUAUAUGACAUGGAAACCAGAGGAAGAACGUGUGUUACUUUUGUGCGGACAAGUAGGCUUUAUUAUGGAAGCUUUAUUACCGGACGUGCCUAUUCGUGAUUAUUCACAGAUAACAACAUUCAAAUUAGAUUUCGUGUCGUACAAAGAGAUACUAGUAAAGAAACAUUUUAUGAGAAAUCGACCCUUUCCUACUGAAGAAGAUUUAGCAAGUAUCGAUGAAGAAGCAAUAAAAGCUAAGGAAGAAGCUGAAAAAGAGAAAGACGACGAAGAAGAAGAAGAGUGGCUAGGAGAAAUACAAUUAAUGGAAAGUGAAAGCAUGUUAGGAACUACGAUUACAUGGGCGCAGUACUGCGAGGAAGGCAUUUGGGUGGUCCAGCGUGGCACUGGAGCGCUUCUCUUAGUUAGACCUGGAAAUAAUAAAAUCUUGAAAUACGGUCCUUUCCCCGGUGCGUGGUGUGAUGAUUUGACGUCCCUUAAGUUUGUUUGCGACAAUCGUUAUUUAAUUGUCGGUACAAAUACGGGCUAUGUAAGAGUAGUCCGAAUGCCCACGGAUGAGGAGGAUUCUCCUGAGCAGCAUCACAUGAUAUGGAUGAUGGCGCAACAGAAAUUAUUAAAGAAAUUGAAAGGCAGACGUCUUGCAAAAGAAGAGCCUCAACCAACGCCUCGCAUUGAUUAUCACGAUACUUAUUAUUUACCCAUGCAUGACCGUUAUACAGGAGCUGUUACAUGCUUGGAAUUCAGUUCUGAUGGAAAGCGAUUUUAUACAAGCGGUGCGGAUGGAAAUAUUUUCUCAUAUAUAGUUAACUUUGAUGAGGAUAUUGUUCCUUCGUCUCCACGAAGAAGAUUAGCAGAACUACCAAAAGUAGAAAGAGUUCGUGAGCCUAGCACGCUAGAUGGAGAACUUAUGUCUCACGAACAAUUGAAACAAAAAGAAGAAUAUGAUAAAAUGAUGGCUAUUGCUAAUGCGCAUAAGAAGAGAGUACGUGACCAGCUUGCGGAAAUUUCUGCAGAAUAUAACAAAAUAAUAAAAGCAAAUCGAGCGCUCCCAUAUUCGCAACAAAUCGAUGUAACUCUUGACCCUCGGCCAUUACAAGUACAAGAACGAGAAUUAGACGAGUGUAAGGCGUUAACUAAACGAAAAUUAGCUCACCAGCUGGAAGCAUCAGAUCUUGGCUUGCAUAAAAUGUAUUCCAGGAAUAUCAUACAGUUAGAUGUAUUUCCGUUUACACUGAAAUGUAUCAGGGACCCAGAAGUUAUGAUCAGGCCGUUGAGGCAAAAAAAUCUUUCACAAGCUUUCUAUAACCAGUUAGAAGAAGUACAUCAAAAAAUGGCAGAGGCAGCUUUAAGGGGACGUCGCGCAGAAUCCACAGCUCGCCGAGCGGCUGCUAGAAAAUCAUCAUGGGGUCCACCAAGAGUUGCAUCAUUUCUUCUCGGCCUUCCGCCAAAACCACCUCAUCCGUUGAAGAAAGCUCUACGGAAUUAUCAUAUCCGUUUAAACAGACAUCACCUUCAAUUUAUUGAAUGGCAAGAGCAUUUAUCACGUAAGCCGGAUCCAAAUGCCAUGCCACCUGGAGCAGCAGAGGCUCUCAAAGAGGCUGAAGCAACAAUUGGAAACCGCUUACUAAAAACACAACCGGACUACGUAGCACCACCUGGCCACAAUACUCAACUACGAGUGUGUCUUGCUAGAAAAGAAAUCUACGAUACUAAACGCGCCUUCAACGAAAAAGUACUUGAAUUGCGAGAACACAAACUAAAACUUGUGAAACGUAUGAAAGAUAUUGGCGAAAGAUUAGGAGAAAUAAGAGUUGAGAUCCCACAGAAAAUGGCUAAGCCUCCUCCGCCGAUACCUCAAAUAGACGAUGACUUAGAGUUUCCAGAGAAGAAUUUGGAGAUAAAGCCGGUCGUGAUAAAGGGAGUGCCAAGGACAGCGGCAUCAAGAAAAACCAGUGAACGGAGGAAGUCCACUUUGUAUCCACAACAAAGAAUUCGUCAGCCACGUGUUCCUCGUUUUGUUCCAUUAUCUGAAUCACGACCGCUUGCUGCGUCUUGGGAGAUUCUUAAAGCUAGGCCAGAUCAAGAGUCUUUUCCAAUUGAAGCCGAAAUACGUGAAAGACGUAUAGAACGCCAUCUGUAUGAACAAGAUAUGCUUCUUGCGGAUGCAGAGGUUUCUGUCCAGCAGUUUGACUCUAGACUGCGACAGCUGCAAAGGGAAAGGAUUCGUGUUCAGGAAAAGAAUCAGUUAUUGGAAUUACAUUUGUACCAACUGCACAGAGAGAUGAAUGUAUUGAAUCGAUUUGAGGCACACGAAGAUCGCUUGGCUGAACGAGUGUACGCAAAAUUGAUGCAGGUUCGCGGAGUCCAAGACCAAAUAACAGACUGUGAACACCGCAUUGAAGAACAUGAAGCUGAAAAAGAACGGUUGGACGCAGCUUGUCAAGAUUUACAAAGGCAAUUUAAGAGGCUCGUACAAGACAAUAAGUUUGCAGAUUUUUUACGUAGGAUCUUCAAGAAGAAAUAUCGGCCGCCGCGUGAAAGAGACGAUGAUGAAUCUUCGGAGUCUGAGUCAUCAUCAUCUUCAAGUGAGGAAGAAGAUGAAGGAAGCUUAGACAGCAGGGACAUAGGGCCCAUCCGCCUUGAUCCGAAUAUUUGCCCAGAAGGGUGCGACGUUGAAGUAUACAAUAAAACAUAUGAAUUGCGCAAUACAAGACAUAAGCAUGAGCAGGAUAUUAUUGAACAGGACCACUUAGUGGAUCUUUUACGCAAAGAUAUUGAUGCACAUAAUAAAGUGAAGCGAAAGUUUUCAGUUCAGCUAGAGAAAAGGAAAAAUGAUUUACGAGAAUUUAUGAUGGAAAAACAAAGUUGCAUGAAUGAAGUAGACCAAGUGGUCAUCUUACGUUACGAUCAAAUAAGAGCGUCAGCCCUUCGUGGGUGCACUGGUCCUGAUGGAUUGUCACAAACUGUGGUUUUCCCUGAACAACUGUUAGCACGUUUGCGUAAACGUGUAUUGGAGCUGCAUGAUGAAAUAAAGCAGCAGAAGCAAAGACACAAGGUAAAUAAAACGCACUUAUUCCGCAUGAACAUUGAUUUGCGUGAAAUGGAGGCAAAAGCGGAGGAAUUGCGCGCCAAAAUGCGUGAUGUUUUAACUCGAAAGCUUGGUAAGCCGCGCCGCGUGGACCGCACCCUCGAUGAUUUAUUGCGGCAAAUGGCAAGGAGACAUAAAUUUUCGGCAACUCUUGGCACGUUGCCACAGAUUAUGAUGCAACUUAGGUCGUGGAGGGAACGUCAUGGGGCAUUAGAAAAAAAAUAUCUCACUACAUUGGAGAAAUAUUCAGAUCGUCUACGCCUUGCGGCAGCCUUACAAGCCGAUGUCUUACCACAAAAGCCGCAAAAGGAUCCAUCAGUAAUGGCGGGUGGCUAUGAACAGGAGCAAUAUCAACGCGAUGUAGUCAGACUUCGUAUUAUAAGAUCGCAACAGGAACAACAAAUGAAGGCACUUCGUGAAGAAAUUCUUAGUCUACGCCUGAAACCGCUGUCAUAUCGUCCGCCAAUGGAAACAGUCAGCCCACCUCCUUCUGAUCGAUCACAAAUAUAUCUGUUUCAAGUUCCACAUACAUCGAGACAGCUUCGCAAGAAAUACUUUCCAAUUACUCCACUAGGCUCAGUUCAAAUUGUGUAUGACGUGAAUGUGAUGAAACUAUUAUACGAUUGCUUGGACUCGAUGCGAGUAACCCGUGACGAUGCUGAUGAAUUACUUCGGGAACUCACUGCUGAAUUACCUGACGUUAUUUCGGGAGCAAAAUCUCGUUUUGAAGUGGUUGAUAGUUUAGUACGAAAAUGGUUGUUGAAGUACGGGGGUGACCCCAGCAUGUAUAAGAAACAGACGAGAGCUUUCGAUGCUUUGGCGGCGUUAGCUGAUCGACUGAUACGACAACAUGUCGAAGCCAUGGAAGGCACAGAUCAGCAAUCUCAUAAAAUUAUGGAAUCUUUGGAAGCGGCUUUGAAGGAUGUGUCGGGGCUGAGGAAGCAUUUACAUGAGCGCCUCGGGCCUGCUCUUGCCGCUUUGUUGCAUACUACAGAACUUGCUGACUUAGGUACUGAAGAAACAAUGACUUCGCUCGUAAACUCUCUAAUUGAUGAUGAGAACCCUUUAUCUACUGAAUCUAUCGACAGCAUUAAUAUUGCUGAUGUGAUUGAUGAUAUAAAAGACUGUGGUGUGCACCUGCCGAUGGAAGAUUUAAAGCACGUUGUUAAAAUUGCAAUAGACUGUCUUAAAGCGCAACUAGUUGGGACUGAAGAAGCAAAACAGAUUGAAAGAGACGUACAAAAAGCAAUGGCCGAUGCGAAAUCCAUAGCAUCGACGAAAGAUCCGUCGACUGGACGCAGUGAUACGAAAUAAGGAUAUUAAUGCUGAAUAGAUUUGAAUACAUAUUGGAGAGAGCUGAAGGCAAUGACUCUUAAAAAUGUUCUUUUUCUUAUUGUAUUGUCCAUUAAGUCCACUUCAUUAAUAAAUACUUAAGUUACCAAACA
This is a messenger RNA of Zerene cesonia (dogface butterfly), 6242 nucleotides long. RefSeq names its product cilia- and flagella-associated protein 44. Lineage: Eukaryota; Metazoa; Arthropoda; Insecta; Lepidoptera; Pieridae. The record is from RefSeq and is a predicted model, not a curated record. Bases 1 to 6111 code for a protein of 2036 amino acids. Gene Ontology annotation, molecular function: protein binding. The transcript is spliced from 42 exons.